AUGGAGGUGGGCAGCAACACCUCUUCUAGGAGCUUCAUUCUGAUGGGUAUCUCUAACCAUCCCCAGUUGGAGAUCAUCUUUUUUGUUGUCAUCCUGUCCUCUUACUUGUUGACGCUGGUUGGGAACUUGACCAUCAUCCUGCUUUCCCGCCUCGAUGCGCGGCUCCACACACCCAUGUACUUCUUCCUCAGCAACCUCUCUUCCCUGGACCUGGCUUUUACUACCAGUUCAGUCCCUCAGAUGCUGAAAAAUUUAUGGGGGCCAGACAAGACAAUCAGCUAUGGUGGGUGUGUGACUCAACUGUAUGUUUUCCUUUGGCUGGGGGCUACUGAGUGCAUUCUGCUCGUGGUAAUGGCAUUUGAUCGGUAUGUGGCAGUUUGUCGGCCCCUGCACUACAUGACCGUCAUGAAUCCUCGGCUCUGCUGGGUGUUGGCUGCUAUUAGCUGGUUGGGUGGCUUAGGCAACUCCGUGAUUCAGUCAACAUUCACUCUGCAGCUUCCGUUUUGCGGACACCGGAAGGUGGACAACUUCCUGUGUGAGGUACCCGCCAUGAUUAAAUUGGCCUGUGGGGACACGAGUCUCAAUGAGGCUGUGCUCAAUGGUGUUUGUACCUUCUUCACUGCGGUCCCGCUAAGCAUCAUCCUGGUCUCUUACUGCUUCAUUGCUCAGGCUGUGAUGAAGAUCCGCUCUGUGGAGGGACGGCGGAAGGCCUUCAAUACAUGCGUCUCCCACUUGGUGGUAGUGUUUCUCUUCUAUGGCUCUGCUAUCUAUGGGUAUCUGCUUCCAGCUAAGAGCAGUAAUCAGGACCAGGGAAAGUUCAUUUCUCUCUUCUACUCUGUGGUCACGCCCAUGGUGAACCCGCUCAUCUAUACUCUAAGGAAUAAAGAAGUGAAGGGGGCCCUGGGAAGAUUGCUGGGGAAAGGAAGAGGAACCAGCUGA
Messenger RNA from Rattus rattus (black rat), 939 nucleotides. Its product is annotated as olfactory receptor 15. The transcript has a single exon. Gene Ontology annotation, cellular component: membrane. Gene Ontology annotation, biological process: G protein-coupled receptor signaling pathway. NCBI's taxonomy places the organism in Eukaryota, Metazoa, Chordata, Mammalia, Rodentia, Muridae. The record is from RefSeq and is a predicted model, not a curated record. Gene Ontology annotation, molecular function: olfactory receptor activity; G protein-coupled receptor activity. The coding region runs from base 1 to 939 and encodes 312 amino acids.